Messenger RNA from Oncorhynchus kisutch (coho salmon), 4713 nucleotides. It is a transcript of the gene znf185, whose product is annotated as zinc finger protein 185 with LIM domain. Bases 644 to 3520 code for a protein of 958 amino acids. The transcript has 24 exons. The record is from RefSeq and is a predicted model, not a curated record. Lineage: Eukaryota; Metazoa; Chordata; Actinopteri; Salmoniformes; Salmonidae.
AGCUUGUCACAGAGAAAACACUUUCCCUCGCUCAGUUCACACACACACACCCGUCAGUCUACACACCUGUCUGUCUUUACCUAUACUCUCAGCUGCUCUCAUUCUACCUGUGUGGGAUUCUCUAUCGUUUGGGAGACCGUCUGUGGAUACAGUACCCAGUGAAAGUAGGGAGCUAGGAAUCACAGGAACCAGACUGGGAGCCAGUUAGAGGAAUCACAGGAACCAGACUGGGAGCCAGUGGAGGAAUCACAGGAACCAGACUGGGAGCCAGUGGAGGAAUCACAGGAACCAGACUGGGAGCCAGUUAGAGGAAUCACAGGAACCAGACUGGGAGCCAGUGGAGGAAUCACAGGAACCAGACUGGGAGCCAGUGGAGGAAUCACAGGAACCAGACUGGGAGCCAGUUAGAGGAAUCACAGGAACCAGACUGGGAGCCAGUGGAGGAAUCACAGGAACCAGACUGGGAGCCGGUUAGAGGAAUCACAGGAACCAGAUUGGGAGCCAGUGGAGGAAUCACAGGAAUCAGAUUGGGAGCCGGUUAGAGGAAUCACAGGAACCAGAUUGGGAGCCAGUUAGAGGAAUCACAGGAACCAGAUUGGGAGCCAGUGGAGGAAUCACAGGAACCAGAUUACAACCACCUACUAUGUCAAAAGAGGGGGAAAGAGCAUCAGUGUUGAAGACCACUAAGGUUCGGACCAAGCUGAAAGGAGAUGGCAGCUGGAUGCAGAGACUCGGUGAACCCCAGUCUGAAACAGAGGAGGAGAAACCAUGGAUAGCAGAAGUCAGAGUGAAUCGACUGAAUGGAGCCCCUAUAGACACCAGCCCAGUGUCCUCUCCCACCUCCAAGACCCCUCCCUCCCCCACCAGACCUGCAGAAGACGGAACACCGUCUCCAGGAUACCUUAUCAGAGGGAUUUUCACCAAGACAGACACCAAGCCUGCUGCCACCUCAUCUACCUUCAAUAGCUUGAGUGUGUCAACAUCCAGCUUCACCAAGAGGCCUUCAGAGAGCUACAAGAAAAUAGCUCCUCACACAGUGCGUCCCACCUCAAACCUCCCAGUUCAAACUGAGGACCAGCUUUCCCCAGAGGAGAAGGAGAAACGGGAGGAAGCAGCCAUGGAUGUGCUCAGGACUUCUUCAGCCCGACAACGCUCCUAUGUCCUCUCAGCUGCCAAGAAAUACGAUUCUACAGAGAAACCACUAGAAACCUCCCUGACCCCAGAUGUUUCAUCUUUUGUGGCUAAAAGGGUGGUGAUCACAGACAAUGACGACUCUGUCUUCACUGAGACUCCCUCUGUCCCCAAAGAACCAGCUGCUCCAUCUGUGAAAGACGUCUCUCCUGUCUCUCUGAAAGACGUCUCUCCUGUCUCUGUGAAAGAUGUCUCUCCUGUCUCUGUGAAAGCUGUCUCUCCUGUCUCCCUGAAAGACGUCUCUCCUGUAUCUGUGAAAGAUGUCUCUUCUGUCUCUGUGAAAGAUGUCUCUCCUGUCUCUGUGAAAACGGUCUCUCCUGUCUCUCUGAAAGACGUCUCUCCUGUCUCUCUGAAAGACGUCUCUCCUGUCUCUCUGAAAGACGUCUCUCCUGUCUCUGUGAAAGACGUCUCUCCUGUCUCUGUGAAAGAUGUCUCUCCUGUCUCUGUGAAAGCUGUCUCUCCUGUCUCCGUGAAAGACAUCUCUCCUGUAUCUGUGAAAGAUGUCUCUUCUGUCUCUGUGAAAGCUGUCUCUCCUGUCUCUGUGAAAGACGUCUCUCCUGUUUCUGUGAAAGACGUCUCUCCUGUCUCUGUGAAAGCUGUCUCUCCUGUCUCUGUGAAAGCUGUCUCUCCUGUCUCUGUGAAAGCUGUCUCUCCUGUCUCUGUGAAAGCUGUCUCUCCUGUCUCUGUGAAAGACGUCUCUCCUGUAUCUGUGAAAGACGUCUCUCCUGUCUCUGUGAAAGACGUCUCUCCUUUCUCUGUGAAAGCUGUCUCGCCUGUCUCUGUGAAAGCUGUCUCUCCUGUCUCUGUGAAAGACGUCUCUCCUGUAUCUGUGAAAGACGUCUCUCCUGUCUCUGUGAAAGACGUCUCUCCUGUCUCUGUGAAAGUUGUCUCUCCUGUCUCUGUGAAAGACGUCUCUCCUGUAUCUGUGAAAGCUGUCUCUCCUGUCUCUGUGAAAGAUGUUUCUCCUGUCUCUGUGAAAGAUGUUUCUCCUGUUUCUGUGAAAGACGUCUCUCCUGUUUCUGUGAAAGUUGUCUCUCCUGUUUCUGUGAAAGACAUCUCUCCUGUCUCUGUGAAAGCUGUCUCUCCUGUCUCUGUGAAAGACUUCUCUCCUAUAUCUGUGAAAGACGUCCUCCUUCCAGCCCCCGUCAUAGUUGACACCCCAGCAGUGAUUGGCCCUUAUGAGGGCAUGAAGCCAGGGUGUACCAAAAUGGCUACUCCACUUCCUGAGUUGAAAGUUGAGGUGAUGAAAAAACUGUCCCCAGAGAGUGGUGUCCCGCUGAAAGACGUCCCCCCAGUCCCCUCUGUAUUAGUGUCCCCUGUCCCAUAUAACCCAGUGAAGAAGAAUCCUGCCCCAGUGGACACACUGACAGCCCUGUCUGACACACUCAUCUCCUUCGACACAGGGUCAUCCAGAGUGCAUGGUGAGCCGAUCCCUCAGCUCAUGACUGAUGAUCUCCUCUCUCUCACUAACGGUCUAGAACAGGAGUUGGUAAAGCCCAUCCCUCCCAUCCCAGGAUCUUGGAGUCAGGAGCUUCUCUAUGGAUCAGACAGGCUCAGUUAUGCCGAGUCCGAAGAGGAGGAGCCGAGAGACGAGAAGCCAGAGGACACACACAGAGAUAUUGACAGUCCGACCCCUAGUACUGACUCCAGUGUGAAUGAAAAUGUGUUGGAGGACCUUGAAGAUGACUUUAUCCCCAUCAACACGAACACAACAAGACAUACAUGGAAGAGGUCCUGGGACGUCAACCCUAUCACUACCACAGACAAGAGUGAGGAGGAGGAGCCUGAGGAGCAGGAUCCACAGGUGUCCCUGGUUACGGUUCAGAAACAGUCAUCUGACAGUGAAUCACCAUGGGAUAGAUGGAGUGCACCAACUGUCUAUAAAGAGAAGAGAGACCCAGAGCCUUCAAUGGACCGUUCUAGCUCCUACUCCAGGACCUUGGACAGUUCUGCCAACCAGAGACCCACGUCACCAGACACCGAGUCCAAGAAGGGUUUUGUGUACCUGAAGGAGUACGUGAACGCUACAGACCUAACCAAGCACAACACCAGAGACAACGUUUCUGACUAUGUAACGUCUAGUUCUACCAGCCAUUCCUACAGCAGCCCCUCCUCUUACACCAGGACUACCACGACGUCUGCCUGUACGUACUGUGGAGAGCAGGUGGGCAACGAUGCCAAGAUCACCAUCGAGCACCUCAACAUCUCCUGCCACCCAGCCUGCUUCAAGUGUGGUGUUUGCAGUAAGCCAAUGGGAGACUUUCUGUACAACAUGUUCCUGCACAAAGGGACAGUCCACUGUGAGAGCUGCUACUCCAACGUCUUGUAGAUUGCUUCUUCCCCUCGUCUCCUCGUCUCUUUUCCUUCAUGGCCACAGAGGUGACAAGGCUGGAUGGCUGAUAUAACUGCUCUCUCCUAUCAAGACCUGUCUUCUGCUAACAGACAGGGAACACUGCACCUUUUAAUUUGACAGGAAUUUCUAUGUGUCACAUUUUGUUUUCAGACCUUUGUUUGGGUCCUACUGAAUUGAAUGAGGUUAACACUGAAAUACUAUGGGACUUAUUCUAUGGUUUAGGGUUGGUAAAGAUAAUAAUAUGAUCAUAUUACUGAUAUAGUUUAAUCUUCCGUCCGUUUCAAUGUCCACUUUUUUUGUUGCCUUUUUCUCCUUAAAGGCCCAGUGCAGUCAAAAACAUGAUUUCCUGUGUUUUAUAUUUCCACACUAUGAGGUUGGAAAAAUACUGUGAAAUUGUGAAAAUUAUGAUAAUUCCCUUUUAGUGUUUGAAAAGACCACCUGAAAUUUCUGCCUGUUCUGGUGGGAUGGAGUUUAGGACUGUCUGGUGACAUCAACAGGCUGUAUACGUUAUUAAUAGACCAGUAACAAAUAGAGUUUCAAACCUCUCUGCGAAUAACAGCUAGUUUUCAUGUGAGAUAUCCCUCCCAUUAGGCUCGUCCAGUUAGGACUCAGACCACUCCCAGACAGUCCGAGCUAAAUUCUUGCUUGAGAAAUUGCUCGUUGCUAAGAAGCCAUUUCUAUUUUAUUUUAGACCAUCUUAACUGAAAACAAUCACAGUAAGAUACUUAAUUGUUACCCAGAAAUGAUUUGAUAUCAAGAUAAAAAUGGCUGCAUUGUGCCUUUAAUGUUGUAACUUGGUGAAUGUAUUGUGAAAUAUGAAGAUACUGUAUGUAAAAGUCUCUAAAUAUUAUAACGUAAUGACAAGAUUUAACUGGGAACUGGAUAUGUAGAUUGGCAGUUGGGUACAAUUUUCUACUUUCAGUCUUGACUAUGCAAAGAAAAUAACUACAGAUUUUCGAUCAAAUUUUUAUUUUUUAAAUUGUUUUUGACGCUUUGACUCCGAAAAACAAUAAAAUUGAUUUAUAUAAACAUGAUAAAUAUAGAGUAUAAAAAAAUGUUGUACAUUAUUGAGUGUUGAAAAGACAAGUAUUGGCGACAGGUUUGAGAUAACAAAACAUUACUGUAACUUGGACACACAUUAGGCCCUUUUGUGCCACAGAUGAGGCUAC